AUGGCAGCGGCGAUCGCCAGCGGUUUGAUCCGACAGAAGCGGCAGGCGCGCGAGCAACACGCCCACCGACCCACCGCGCACCGCAGGCGGAAAAGCCCCGGGAAGAAGCAGGGUCUGUGCAACAACAACCUGGUCGACAUCUUCUCCAAAGUCCGGAUCUUCGGCCUCAAGAAGCGGCGGCUCCGGAGACAAGAACCACAGCUGAAGGGGAUCGUGACGCGGCUCUUCUGCAGACAGGGCUUUUACCUGCAGAUGGCGCAAGACGGAACUCUGGACGGAACCAAAGACGACAGCACCAACGCAACUCUGUUUAACUUGAUCCCGGUGGGACUGAGAGUCGUGGCCAUUCAGUCGAGUAAAACUGGACUUUACAUCGCCAUGAACGGAGAAGGACACCUGUACACCUCUGAGCUGUUCACGGUGGAGUGUAAGUUUAAGGAGUCGGUGUUUGAGAAUUACUACGUGAUCUACAGCUCGAUGUUGUACAGACAGAAGGAGUCGGGUCGGGCCUGGUACCUCGGCCUCAACAAGGACGGACAGAUCAUGAAAGGAAACAGAGUGAAGAAGACCAAGGCAGCGGCGCACUUCCUCCCCAAACCUAUAGAAGUGGCGAUGUACCGGGAGCCGUCUCUACACGACGUCGGCGAGACCGUGCCUAAGCCCGCCCCCUCCGCCAAGACCGCCACGCCCCGCCCCCUGCUGGUCAACGGAGGAAAGCCCCUGUGCCCGCCGAGCACCGCGCCCACAUAA
Boleophthalmus pectinirostris (great blue-spotted mudskipper) is the source of this 750-nucleotide messenger RNA. RefSeq names its product fibroblast growth factor 14-like. Gene Ontology annotation, biological process: regulation of cell migration; cell differentiation; positive regulation of gene expression. Bases 1 to 750 code for a protein of 249 amino acids. Gene Ontology annotation, molecular function: fibroblast growth factor receptor binding; growth factor activity. Lineage: Eukaryota; Metazoa; Chordata; Actinopteri; Gobiiformes; Gobiidae. The record is from RefSeq and is a predicted model, not a curated record. The transcript has 5 exons. Gene Ontology annotation, cellular component: cytoplasm.